Molecule: messenger RNA, 1110 nt
Organism: Sparassis crispa
Lineage: Eukaryota; Fungi; Basidiomycota; Agaricomycetes; Polyporales; Sparassidaceae
Exons: 5
Coding region: 1-1110 (369 amino acids)
Source: RefSeq, a predicted model, not a curated record
AUGGCCACCAACCCGUUACCGCAGGAUAUGCCCAACCCCUACACACCUUUGGCAUGGCUGCCGCCUGCCACUGCCAAUGACUUUGAGGGCUCGCGUUAUCUGUAUGUUGCCACCCUCUCUGCAUUCAUCUGGGACUGGAUGAUGGCAUGGCCGGACGAGUAUAGGAUCAUCAUCAAGGCUCCUAUCCGUCUUUCCAAUAUUAUUUAUUGUAUCUCUCGAAUCGGCGCGUUCGCUUACAUCCUGACAAGUACUAUCUUCCAGAUCGCUUCGGUAGGCUCUUGCCAGGCCCUCCAAGUUGCCUUGGGCUCUUGCUUCACAGUCGGUGUCCCAGCUACCUCUGCGCUCUUCUAUCUUCGCGUCUGCGCAGUCUUCCACAACUCCCGCCUUAUCAUGGUAAUUUUCGGGGUGCUAUGGCUCUCUAUUCUCGGCACCUCCUUCACAGUUCCAUUCGCUAUUAGCGGCACGCACAUUGGGACAACAGACAAGUGCAUCAAUAGCAGCGUGAAAUCGUACAGUUCCGCCGCCGUAAUCACUACCACUGUGAACGACACACUUGUUUUCCUGUUCAUUUCAGUCCGGCUCGUCUCCUUUUCAAUGCAAGGGAACGGCAUUGGAGACCGACUCAGGUCAUUCACUCGAGGUGACGGAUUGCCAAAAAUUUCGAAAAUGCUCCUCCAAGGCGGUCAACUGUAUUACUUCGUGACUGUCGCUCUGAACAUUCUCACGAUGGCGAUGAUCCUCUCCCCGAGCGUGUCGCCCGUCUUCCGCGCGAUGUUCACUAUUCCGAAUGUUGCACUGGAGAAUGCGAUGGCGACGCGCGUGUUCCGUGCGGUCCACCUGGGCCUCAUCUCCCACGGGGACACGUCGUCGCAUAGUUCCGGCCCGUCGCGCGGGCCCGUGUUCAUGAACCACGCCUCGCGCGGCGGCGUCUCCGCCAGCCGCGGGGUCGGGCGCGACGUGUACCCGCUCGAGACGCGCGUGUUCGACCACGCUACACUCGGGAACCAUAUCGAAAUCACCAAGACGUUGGAGACGCACCGUGAUAUAGAUGACUUGCCCGCCAAGCGGGAGUCGUUGACUGAUGUCGAAUCCGGGCUGGGUCAGGUAUAG